AAAGCUGCUUCCUUUAGAGAGAGCAAGAGGGAGCGAGAGGGAGGGAGAGAGGGAGCGAGAGCGAGGGAGUUCGAGCCAAAAUGGCCGACAGAGUCGCUGCUGGUUUCUGAACAUUUGAAAUAAAAACAAAAAAACAAACACAAAAUCAUUUUUGGAUCUUUUUUCAUUUCCAUUUCUACCUUGUAUGCCUCAACUCGCUGGAUUUAAGCACUGCUGCACUUUAUGAGAGAGAAGGAGCAAGAAAGGGAAGAACAGUUAAUGGAAGACAAGAAAAGGAAGAAAGAGGAUAAGAAAAAGAAGGAAUCUGCUCAGAAGGUCACAGAUCAAAAAACCAAAGUGCCCGAAGUGACGAAACCAAGUUUAAGCCAACCAGUGGCUGCCAGCCCAAUUGGCAACUCUCCAUCGCCACCAGUCAAUGGUGGCAACAAUGCCAAAAGGGUGGCAGUGCCGAACGGACAACCGCCAAGCGCCGCCCGCUACAUGCCUCGGGAGGUGCCGCCGCGAUUCCGUUGCCAGCAGGACCACAAAGUGUUACUGAAGCGUGGGCAGCCCCCUCCGCCAUCCUGUAUGCUGCUUGGGGGUGGAGCAGGGCCUCCUCCCCCAGCAGCACCAGGAGCAAACCCAAACAACGCACAACCAGUGACAGGAGCACUGCUGCAGGGCGACAGUGGGACUGCAACAGAUUCAGCGAUUGGAGGUGCUGCUGCUUCAAAUUAUGCAAAUUCCACUUGGGGUCCUGGAGCCUCCUCCAACAGCGGCACCAACGCCAACCCAACUCACAUCUGGGACAAGGUGAUUGUAGACGGGUCUGACAUGGAAGAGUGGCCUUGUAUUGCCAGCAAAGAUGCUGAGUCUUCUUCCGAAAACACCACCGAUAACAACAGUGCCUCGAACCCUGGCUUGGAGAAGAAUGCUCUGCCAGGAAGCACCACUAGUAACAAAGGAAAAGGAAGCCAGUGCCAGUCUGGAAGCGCUGGAAACGAAUGUAAUCUUGGGGCCUGGAAAUCUGAUCCCAAGGCUAAAUCUGUUCAAUCUUCCAACCCUGCUGCCGAGAGUAACAAUGGACUAGGUAAUUGGAGGAACUUGAGUGGACAAGAUAGAGUCAGUCCCGGUUCUGGCUUCAGCAACUUUAACCCAAAUAGCAACCCAUCUGCUUGGCCGGCACUGGUUCAAGAGGGCAAUUCUAGGAAAGGGACUUUGGAAUCUGAUAGUGGAAGCUCCAAUGCACAGAUUAGCACAGUAGGUCAGACCUCUAGGGAACAGCAGUCAAAGAUGGAAAAUGCGGGUGUUAACUUUGUCUCUGGCAGAGAACAGGCUCAAAUUCAUAACACUGAUGGACCAAAAAAUGGAAACACUAACUCCUUGAACUUAAGUUCACCAAACCCUAUGGAGAAUAAGGGAAUGCCCUUUGAAAUGGGCUUGGGGAACCCUUCCAGGAGCACUGACACCCCUUCACAAAGCACUGGAGAAAGAAAGACUGGGAGUGUUGGAUCUUGGGGUACAGCUAGGGGGUCUUCUGGAACUGACACAGUCUCUGGACAGAGCAAUUCUGGAAACCAUGGGAACAAUGGAAAGGAUAGAGAGGACUCCUGGAAAGGAGCUUCCGUUCAAAAACCUAAUGGGUCAAGAAGUGAUUCUUGGGAUAACAAUAACCGGUCUACGGGUGGUGGGUCUUGGAACUUUGGCCCUCAGCAUGCAAAUGAAAGCAAAUGGGGUGAAGGGAACAAAUUAACAUCUGGGGUCUCUCAGGGAGAAUGGAAACAGCUGUCUGGGUCUGAUGAACUGAAGAUUGGAGAAUGGAGUGGUCCAAACCAACCAAAUUCUAGCACUGGAGCAUGGGACAAUCAAAAAGGCCACCCUCUUCCUGAAAACCAAGGCAAUUCCCAGGCUCCCUGUUGGGGAAGAUCUUCCAGCUCUGCGGGAAGUGAGGUUGGAGGUCAAAGCACUGGAAGCAACCACAAAGCAGGAAGUAGUGACAGUCACAAUUCUGGACGCCGAUCAUAUAGGCCUACGCAUCCUGAUUGCCAGGCAGUCUUGCAGACUUUGCUGAGCAGGACUGAUUUGGACCCCCGAGUGCUUUCAAACACCGGCUGGGGCCAAACUCAAAUUAAGCAAGAUACCGUGUGGGAUAUUGAAGAGAUGCCACGGCCCGAGGGGAAGUCUGAUAAAGGAACUGAGGGGUGGGAGAGCUCUGCCACACAGACAAAGAACUCAGGGGGCUGGGGCGAUGUACCCAGCCAAAGCAAUCAAAUCAAGUCUGGAUGGGGUGAGCUCUCAACCCCAACGGAGUGGAAGGACCCCAAAAAUACUGGAGGAUGGAAUGACUAUAAGAACCCCAAUUCUUCUAAUUGGGGAGGAGGAAGACCAGAAGAAAAAUCGUCUUCCUCUUGGAAUGACAGCUCUAGUAAGGAUCAGGGGUGGGGUGGACGGCAACCUAAUCAAGGAUGGUCUUCUGGAAAGAACGGUUGGGGAGAGGAAGUUGACCAAACAAAAAACAGCAACUGGGAAAGUACAGGAAACAAGCCAGUGUCUGGUUGGGGUGAAGGUGGGCAGAAUGAGAUUGGAACUUGGGGUAAUGGUGCAAAUACAAGCGCUGCUUCAAAGGGUGGAUGGGAUGAUUGUAAAAGAACUUCAACAUGGAAUGAGACGGGUCGACAGCCCAACUCCUGGAACAAGCAGCAGCAGCAGCACCAGCAGCAACAGCAGGAGACUUCUGGUUCCUGGGGUCCCCCACCCCAAACUCCAAGUAAUGGCCGACCUCCAAACCCAAACUGGAACAGCGGACCACAGCCAGCUGCCCCCAAAGAGGAGGAGCCUAGUGGCUGGGAAGAACCUUCUCCACAGUCAAUCAGUCGAAAAAUGGAUAUUGAUGAUGGCACUUCAGCGUGGGGAGAUCCUAGCAGUUACAACUACAAGAAUGUGAACCUGUGGGACAAGAACUCACAAGGAGGACAGGCCCCACGGGAGCAGAGCCUGCCUACUCCAAUGACUAGCAAAUCACAAGCAUCAGUCUGGAGCAAAAGCACUCCACCUGCUCCAGAUAAUGGUACGUCCGCCUGGGGUGAGCCAAAUGAAACCAGUCCCGGGUGGGGUGAAGUAGAUGAUACAGGAGCAUCGACAACAGGCUGGGGGAAUGCACCUUCCAACGCCCCGAAUGCCAUGAAAUCUAGUUCUAAAUCUAUGCAAGAUGGCUGGGGAGAGAGUGAUGGGCCAGUGACAGGAACUCGUCAUUCCAGCUGGGAAGAGGAGGAGGAGGGAGGAGUCUGGAACACAGCAGGCUCUCAGGGAAGCAGUUCCUCCCACAACUCAACAAGCUGGGGGCAAGGAGGAAAGAAAACACAAAUGAAGUGCGCAUUAAAAGGAGGAAAUAGUGAUUCGUGGAUGAACCCAUUAUCCAAACAGUUUUCAAAUAUGGGCUUGCUAAGUCAAACUGAGGACAUUCCAGGCAGUAAGAUGGACUUGUCUGUAGGUGGUCUCCCAGAUAAGAAGUUUGAGGUAGAUAAACGAGCCAUGAAUCUCGGGGAUUUUAAUGACAUGAUGAGAAAGGAUCGAUCUGGGUUCCGUCCACCUAAUUCCAAAGACAUGGGAACCACAGAUAGCGGGCCUUAUUUUGAGAAGCUGACUUUGCCUUUCUCCAAUCAAGAUGGGUGCCUUGGGGAUGAGGCUCCCUGCUCUCCCUUCUCCCCUUCUCCCAGCUACAAGCUGUCUCCCUCUGGUUCCACACUAUCCAACGUCGGCCUUGGGGCAAUCGGCUCAGGGCUCAGUCCCCAAAACUUCGCUGCUAGACAAGGUGGCAAUCAUGGUUUGUUUGGAAACAGCACAGCACAAUCGAGGGGCAUGCACACACCAGUGCAGCCACUAAAUCCUUCCCCCAAUAUCCGGGCGCAAGUGCCUCCCCAAUUUCUUUCUCCCCAGGUUUCGGCCUCCAUGCUCAAACAGUUUCCCAACAGUGGCUUGAAUCCUGGUCUUUUCAAUAUGGGCCCGCAGCUUUCUCCGCAACAGAUUGCCAUGCUGAGCCAGCUUCCACAGAUUCCCCAGUUUCAAUUAGCAUGUCAGCUCCUCCUUCAGCAGCAGCAGCAGCAGCAGCUGUUACAGAGCCAGAGGAAGUUAUCUCAAGCUGUGCGACAACAGCAGGAGCAACAGAUUGCUCGUAUGGUGAGUGCCCUCCAACAGCAGCAGCAGAGGCAGCCUGGCAUGAAGCAUUCACCAUCCCACCCUGUGGGGCCUAAGCCACAUUUAGACAGCAUGGUACCCAAUCCUUUGAAUGUGGGUCUCUCAGAUUUACAGACCAAAGGGCAAAUACCUGGAUACGGUUCAGGCUUUGGCUCAAGUGGCAUGGAUUAUGGCAUGGUGGGAGGGAAAGAGGCUGGAACAGAAUCCCGCUUUAAGCAGUGGACUAUGAUGGAAGGGCUGCCCUCUGUGGCUUCACAAGAUGCCAAUAUGCACAAAAAUGGUGCAAUUGUGCCCCCUGGAAAGGCUCGCGGAGGAUCGCCCUACAACCAGUUCGACAUAAUUCAGGGCGACCCACUAGGUAGCCAUGCAGGCCCUGCUGGUGAUAGCUGGUUACCUGCCAAAUCUCCACCAACAAACAAGAUCGGAAGCAAAUCCAGCAACGCCAGCUGGCCUCCAGAAAUUCUGCCGUUCAAGAGAGCAGUAUUGUUCAGCACAAAGAUAAAUGAAGUGGUGCCCAAUCAAACUGAUAUCACAGCUGGAGAGUUCCAACCAGGAGUGCCAUGGAAAGGUAUACAAAACAUUGACCCUGAAUCUGACCCCUAUGUGACCCCUGGAAGUGUGCUGGGGGGGACAGCCACAUCUCCCAUUGUAGAUACUGACCACCAACUUCUGCGGGACAACACCACAGGGUCUAAUUCUUCCCUCAACACCUCGCUGCCUUCACCUGGUGCCUGGCCCUACAGUGCCUCUGACAAUUCCUUCACCAACGUUCAUAGCACUUCAGCAAAAUUCAGUGAUUACAAAUCAACAUGGUCCCCAGAUCCCAUAGGACACAAUCCCACUCAUCUCUCCAACAAGAUGUGGAAAAACCAUAUUUCCUCAAGGAACACUACAGGGCUGCCCCGCCCGCCUCCUGGCCUGACCAACCCCAAACCAUCAUCUCCAUGGAACAGCACAGCACCCCGAUCGGUCAGGGGCUGGGGGGCACAGGACUCACGGCUUGCCUCUGGUGAGAAGAAUCAACUGAUAGCACCAUUGAUCAGACCUGAGGAGUGUACGUUUUACAGCACUAAUGGUUUGGAGGAAAGAAAGUUGCAGUUGUCUGCAUCUACUUGGAGUGAUGGUGGCUCAGUUCGUCCUAGCUACUGGUUGGUUCUUCACAAUCUCACUCCACAGAUCGAUGGGUCAACCUUGAGGACGAUCUGCAUGCAGCAUGGCCCACUGCUGACAUUCCAUCUGAACCUGACCCAGGGCACCGCCCUUAUCCGAUACAACACCAAACAAGAGGCGGCCAAGGCCCAGACUGCACUGCACAUGUGUGUGUUGGGAAACACUACCAUCCUGGCUGAGUUUGCCACAGAUGAAGAGGUUAGUCGCUUUCUGGCACAAGCUCAGCCCCCUACACCUGCAGCAACCCCAAGUGCACCCACAGCAGGCUGGCAAUCCCUGGAGACGGGACAGAACCAGACAGACCCAGUUGGACCUGCUUUGAAUCUCUUUGGUGGGUCAACAGGGCUUGGGCAGUGGAGCAGUGGUGGCGGCGGCGGCAGCAGUGGGGGUGACCUCACUGGCGCUUCGUUGUGGGGGCCCCCAAACUAUUCUUCAAGCUUGUGGGGGGUCCCGAGCGUAGAGGAUCCACACAGAAUGGGCAGCCCUGCUCCCUUACUACCUGGAGACCUUCUGGGAGGAGGGUCGGAUUCAAUCUGAACUUAGAACUUUCAACUCUGACCUCGUGACCUUUUUUGGAACAGCAGCAGCACUAACUUGACCUUUUUGUUUUUUUCAACUUGCAAUAAAUACAUUUAUAAAAGGAAAAAAGAAAACGGGAGAGAGAAAAAAAGGUGGGUCAUUGACAGACUGUCUGAGCACAUAGUUGCCUCCCUUAUAUAACUUCAGUUUUUUCGUUUGGAAUAUGAAUCCAAAAAGAGAACAUAUCACUCUUGAAAUACUUGAAUCAUGAACGCCAACUUAGAAAGACAAUGUGAAGCAAGUACACAUACCAUUUAAAUUUAAACACAAAAAAUUAAAAAAAUUAGUUUCUAGUUUUUCACUUUUUCAUGUUAUACGGAAGUUGUUGCUAAGAAACAUAUAUACUGAAAAAAUAGCUUUUUAACUUUGUUUGCACUGGGUGUGUUUCCGUCCUUAGGUCUACCAUGUUGGGCUGGGGUAGGGGAGGGGUUCAAAUGAAAAAAGGGGUUGGGGGGGAGGGGAAGACUUGACGGAGCCUCACUUUAAAAACAAAAAAAUAACUAAAAAAAAAUUUAAAAAAUAAAAAACCCACAAAAAAAAACAAAACAGAAAAAAAAAAACCAACAAAACAAAACAAAAAAACCAACACUUUGUGAUUGGCUGGUUGAUAAGUACCAGUGUGUUCUGGCACAUGUAACUGCCCACGUGUGCUUGUUUCUGUGUGAGUGUGUGUGCACAUGUUUGUGUGUGUGCAUUUUUUUCUCUCUAUAUAUAAUCUUGAAACGCUGCAUUGCUGAUGGUCUACGGGCUGGCUGGCCAUCUGCAUGUCUUGAUUCUGAAAACAAGACAGGCAUGGUGGAGUCCCUGUGGCUGAAGCAGAAUCCAGUUGGGCUGGAUUAAAAUUUGUCAGUAGGUUUUUUUAAAUUCAUUUUAGCAGGGUGCUAUCUCAAGUCUGCAGAUCAUAUUGAGUGGGUAGUUGCUUCCUAGCCCUUGUUCUAACCCUGUGGUAGAGCAGAACACUGCCAUAUCCAAAGGAUUUGGUGAGAGGGGAGCCAAUGUUGUCUUUUGAGUAGCGGUGUAUUUAUUUAUUUAUGUCUGCAUGUGGGGGUUUUGUACUGAGUGAACCCUAGAAUGUUUGUUAUAUAAUGCAAGCCUUUUUUUUUUCUUCCAACGAGGGGAAAAGAGGAGGGAAGAAGACAUUGCCAUUUUUUGUGCGACUAAGACAAAUGUUAUUAUUCAGUCUCUCGCAAGCUUCAGUACCUUUUUUAAAAACGAGUGUUUCCUUUCUCCCCCAAACCUAAAUAGGCACCCAUACUCAUUCUUGAAGAAUCUGUCAAAAGCUUGAAAGUCCAGCCCAACCAAAUUAGCCUUCUGAUUGAUUUACUGCUUGUAUUAAAACUGACAAAAAACGAAAUCGUGUCAGCAAAUUGCUGGCCGGCCUGCCUCAUCUCCUGAAAGCACAUGCAGCGAACUCCUUUCUGCGUCCUUCAUGGUGAGCGUUACCUGUGCCAGGCCUUGGUGUAUUACAGCGCCAGACCAUCACUGACAGAAACGUUUACUUACGAAUGUUCUUAAACCAGUGUGUACUUCAAACGUUUCCUUUUGUUUCUCUGUGUUGUGUUUUUUCCUGUGUACGUGGUUUUGCUUAGGGAGGUAUAUAACUAGCAAAGACUUUUUUUUUUUUUAAAGUAUUGCACCUUUUUGUUUUUUGUUUUUACUUUCUCUGUACUGUUGCUUUUUAAUUUCUGUAUUUAAGGAAAGGUUUGGGGUUUUUUUAGCAUCAGUGUAGUAGUAAUCUGGGCAGGAUAGGGGUGACCUAAAAUCCACAGUGAUAGCCAGUGUGUGCGUGCAUGUGUGCGCUGGGAACAAAACUUUUAAGACCUGUUGUUGUGAAAAGAGUUGUAGCAGACCUGAAGGAACGUCCCUUGACACGAAGCGGGAAGUCUUUUGGGGGGGUGGGGCCGGGAGAAGAGGGAAGAGAGAUGCCGGUACUUUUUCCAUAAGUGCUAGGACUUCCAUGUGGUGUUGUCUAGCUGUUAUACUGUCUAUAAAGUGCCGACAUUCUGUACCAGCACAUACCUGUCCAUUCCAGCCCUCAGCGGGAGCAGUGCUCGGGCUUUAUUACCUGGGGGGGGGAGGAUAGGGGAGUCUCGUCUCUUCAGCAUUUUCAUUGAAGGAUAUGACAAUGUCUAAUACAUUUAACUCUAACCAUGGGUUGGGUGGGGAGAAGCAAAAGCAGAUUCAAGUAAUGUAGGGGCACGCGUUUGUGUGCGUGUGUGUGUGUCUGUGCGUGCUGGGGGUGGGAGGGAAGGGCUAGGGAGUUGCGUGGCUUUUUUUAAUUCGCCCUUUCUAUGUAAACCCAAUGUCACAAGGAAGACUGACUGAGGGAAAUGCUGCAUAUACACAUGCCUGUAGAUUUGUAUGCAAAGUGUUAUGUGACAAAAAGUACGAGUAGGUUUGUAUUUGUUUAGUAAACUGGAGUGUGCAGCAUACUCUGGCCCCUUCUGAAUAUACUUUUCUAUCAUGUCUCCUCCUUCAUCCAUCCCACCGUGCACAAAGAAACAAAAUGCUCUCUUCCAGCUCCUGCUAGCUAGUGCCCCUCGCGUGCACACAUCCAUAAAGCUUUGUUUCUGCUAGUCUCUGCUCGAAGACCGGCUGUGCUCGGACACGCAGAGCAGGUUCUUCAAAGUCCUGUGCCAGCAGUACUUCCUAGCGAAGCACCUUUGGCCCGAGUAAGGCAGUAUCUGUUCUGUCACAUGAAUUGCUAUACGUGCUGGUUCAUUGCUGUGUUCCACCCUCACUUCUCUCUCCCAACCUGCCCUAAGGUCCCUUUUCCUGCACUUUGGGCUAGUUGAGUUCAUUGCGAUACUACGGUGAAAGCCGGGUGCUAGAGCCCCUCUUGUUUACAAGACAUAAUGAGGGAUUUGAAAUAUUUAAAAAGAAAAGCUAAAUUGUUCUUCCAUUGUAAGCUUAAAGGGAAAAAAAUUAAAACGUACAAAAAAAAGACCAAAAAGUGCAUAUAUAUAUUUUAGAUGAAGACUAACUCUGGGAGCAUUUAACAGUGUUUUUGUUUUUAUUUUAACAUUUUAUUUUCCUGCUUUAAAUUUGCAAGCAUUCUCAGGAAUUCUAGGGUAGGAAGCCAGUUUUUUGAAGAUGGUUUAUUUAACCUUAUCUUAUCCUAGAUAGAUGGCUGUUUCUUGUUGAUAAACUUUUACAAGUUCCUGAAUCUUCAAAAUGUUUGAAAGUUUUUACUUUAAAAUAAAAAUGCUAAAAAAAAAAAUAAAAAGAAAAAGAAAAAAAGAAAAAAUCUCCAAACGUUACUGUCAAGCGGGGGAUCAAGAAUUAUAAAGACUGUAUAAAUUAAAAUACAGUAAGAAGACUUCUCAAUAUCAGCAACAGAAAUUCAUUGUAAUGUUGAACAAGUUGUGGGAGAAGAGGGGUUAUCAUUUAUAGUGCUUUGUUACUCAUGCAGACAUGUGUGCAGUUGCAUGGAGAAGAGAAGUGUGUGAAUGGAAAUCUAUCACUUUGUUCCCUCUCGAUUGAAAUGAAACGUAAAUAUUCUUCCAAGCACCUUUUUAAAAGCAAAGUGAAACUAUAAACCUAAUUAAAAUGCAGUAUAGUUUAACUGAAAGAGUCUUCAGUUAGGAGGACUGGCAGGAAAUACAUGAUGGUGCUUCUUUAAACCACUUCUAAGUAGUGCUAAAGAAAACCAGUACUGACAGAAUACCCAAUAAUGAAGCAGGUUUAUUAUCCUGCCUUUUUCAGUACAGAAAAAGGAGAGAAUAUGGAAAAACUCCAGUAAAAUGUACAUUAGAAAUCAACUUUCCUGUUUUCAGCUCUUUGGUCAAUUUAUUCCCCACUUGGAGAUUUGCUGCUUGCUUUUCUUCACCCACCCCACCUCCCAGUCUUUCUGUUCUACUUUAUAUGAGGAAAAUAUCUGUUAAACUCUUCUGUUCACCCUAUUGCUGCUGGCUGUCAGGGCUUACAGUCUUGAACUUCAGAGUUCAGUGUUGGGACAGCCAACUACUGUCUCCCAGCUCUAAGGGUCAGGGGCUUACUCCGCCUGAAAUGGCUAGGCUCAAACCACAAAAACCGCGCUAGUGCCUUUUUACAUGCACCCACAUGCCCUACAGUAGGGGAAGGGAGGGAAGAGGAGGCAAAGUGAGGCAGUUCAGCCGCUUCAUGGAAAUAGAUGUACCUGUUCUUAAGGAAAAAGAGCAUGCUGCGUAACGUGCAAUGAGUUACAUAACGAUAGUUGAGAUAACUUUUUAUUAUCUGAAGAAAAAAAAAAAUCAGAUGCCAAAUUCCUGUCCUUUUCAUAUCAGUUGCCCAGUGUUUUCAUGUUGCGCUGCGUGUACAUCUGAGUGUAUACGUGUGUGUUGAAAAUAAUGCAUCAAUAAUAAUAAGAAUGUGCUUUAGGAAAAAAAAAAAUCUUUUCAUGGGCCAGUAGAAGGAGGGUUUAUUUAGGGAGUUUGGGAUUUUGUUUUUUUAUUUUACAGAGGGAAUUUCUGAGUGCUUUGCCAGAGGCUGUGUUUUAUCAAAUCGGCAGUGUCCUAAAAGAGAGGAAAUCGUAGAAUUUAGUCAAAAAUUGCCCAGGAACUUGACAGUCACUUGGAAGCGGGUUGUUCCUGAUUGCUGAAGGGUCGGUGGUCUGGAGCAUCAGCAGUCUGCUUGGUCCAAACCUGUUGUACUACAACAGUGCAACAGUCUGCUCCUCCUUUCUCUAAACGUGCAGGCCUGCAAAUGUUAGUGACUGUCUCCUUGGUGAUAGUUUUCCUAAAUUGUUAAAGUGACAUUAAUCUUACUACUUUCCAACUGCCGUUGACAGUUCUGUUCCUCUCCAAAUCACACAUAGCUAAUGAUGAUGUUGCUGGUAUGGCUUAGUCAUGGCACUCCUAACCAUUGCAAGCAAUUUCUGAGCACUGCGCUAACCAGACUCAUCUUCUGGGGACAACCAUCGCGUAAUGUUGUAAAUAUUCUGCUGCCAUUUGAGCUCACAGUCGCGAAAAGUUAGCGGAAAUUGAUGUUAGAGUACUUCUGGGGCUUUACAAAACUGCUCCGGGGAGGGAAUUGGUGGUAGCAUCUUGUUUAAACGUAUUGACAAAGAAGGUAGGGAAGAGAGGCUGCGGAAAGCAGAGCUUGGAAUAGACUAUGGGCAUCUCUUUCCAGAGAAAAAUCAAAUGUAACAUCUUUCACUGAAAAACACUUUUUACUUUCUCAAGUGACAAACAGAACUCUUUUAUCAUUUUGUUCUUGGUUUUAGUUCUCCAGGUUAUACAAUUUAAACAUAUACAUACUUUACAGGUGGUUUCAGCAUUCCUGGUUUUUUUCCUGGUGUUGAAUCCUUCAGUGCUUAAUCUGUAAAAAACAAACAUGUUAGCAGUGUCCAUUUGUUACCAGCCACUUUGCUUACCCCACUCUGCAGUGUGUAUCAAGUUGAGAAUUUUUUAAUGGGUUUGGUAAUUCUUUGCUCCAUUUGAGUAUUUCAUUUUAGCAGUGACAACAAAGUCUAGCAAGCAAAAAAAAGGGGGGGGAGUACAGCUCAGAAACCUGUGUUGAGACCUCUGACAUUUACUUUGGAAAGCAGUUUUAGUACCAUGUAUUUUGGAAGACUUGCCAUCUUCUCCCAGUGUUUUUACACUUUUACCUGGACACUUGCCCAGCAGUCUUGAGAGUGGGUUUUUUUGUUGGUUUGGGGUUUUCUUCCAAUCACAGGGUGUCAGGUUUUUCUUACAAGUUUUUUAUUUUGAUUCAUGUUAAGUGGCUUGUGUAAUGAGCAAGAAUAUUAAGCCAAGUGUGUUUUUCCUCUGCAAUAUAAACAGGAUGUUUUCAACAAAGCGGCUGGGAUAACCACCUCAAAGAUUAAAUAACAAUUGAACCUUUAUAUUAAGUUGGCCUUUUUUUUUUUUUUUUUUUUUUUUUUUGGCCAUGAGAUUUCUAAACAUUUAUUCCUUAAAACUUUUCCCCUAUUCUUUCUUCUUAAAAAUGCUGCCACAUCUUCCACUGUGUCUUAGUAGUGCAUCCAAACAGUACUAUAGGGGUGGGGGUUUUUUGGGGUUGGUUCGGUUUUUUUGCUUCAUUCUUUAUUACAUAUACCUGUUAGGCUUCUAAUUUUGUUUGUGCAUAUUGUUCUCCUUUUGACUUUAAGAGGAGUACUGUUUGUGUAUCUGAGAUACCCAAAUUUGGCCAAAUCUGGUGCAGGAAAUUGGGAGUGAUCCUCACAUGAAUUAGUCCCUGAACUGACCUUAAAUGAGUGAGUACUGCUCGGAUAAGGGCUCUUCGUGUAAGUAAGCCUUAGCUGGAUCAGGGCCGAGGUAGCAGAUGAGGACCUGUUGUAUUUCCAAUGCAGCAAGUAUCUGUGUUGCAUAUAUCACAUACACUGUAAAUCAUGUGACUUUAGUAUCCAGGUUUCUCAAGUGGGUUGAAAUGCUGGUUUUGUGGUGGAUGGUUAGCAUCUCAGGGUAUGAGUCCUGAUUGAGUAAAAGGUAGUUUUUUCUCUCUAAAGAGGUAAGGUUCCCCUAGCAGAAGCAGCUUUCUUAAUUGUAAAUAUGCAUGCAUGUAUUUGUGGGCAGGAAAGUAAUGCCAAGAAAACUAAGUUGAAAUGAAUUCUUGAAAAAAAAAAAAAACAAAAAAACAAAUGCUGUUGAAGUGCAACUUUGGUCCUGAGUCUGAAACAACAUAUGCAGAAUCUGUUAGUUUGUUUAAAUCGAUUUUGCACAAAAUACUGUUUCCGUUCUGUAGUUUAUUUUCUACUAUUUUGCAAUGUUAGGAACUGAUACUGUUAGUUAGAUCGUAUCAGUCAUUCCUGUGGUGAUCAAAAUACAGAUGUCUAAAACCCAAACUCUCUUCCUUCACCUCCAGUAGUAGGCUUCCACCUGCGGCAGAAGGAUGUUAACAGUAAUGGGGAGAAAUAUGUAAAAUUCCCUGAUGUAGACAGAGUCAGUUUUCCCUGUUGUCGUGAAUUCACAUCCAAACCUAAGACACAAAGCAAAAAUUACGCUGGAGCAGAGUUUUUGGUUGGGCUAAAUGACAGGAGCCUAACUGGAGAUUUUUAGCAGCCUUGCUAGUUCAUGUCCCUCACAGUGUUUUGCGUAAGUGUCCCAUCACUGUAAAUACCAGUGUUGCUGAAUUUUACCAAAGUUCCCCUGCAGUAGAUAAUAGGAAACAGGUCCAUUUUGUAAUGACUCGCCAAGCAGAGCUUUGUCUACAGUAGAAUUCAAGGGUCUGUCUACAUUGCUGUUAAAAUGAGUCAGGGUCCUGUUUAAAAUAUAGCUCUCUAUUUUGUGGUGUUAUGUGAGACUUUAAACUUUGUGGUGUAGUAACUAUAGCUUCUAAUCCUUAUAUGAAAAGUGAUUUAAGGUUUCAUCUGUGCUACAAAAAGCGCCACGGCUCCUGAUGGUUUGGAGCCUAUUUUUAAAACUAUUGUCAGGCCAAGAUAGAUGCAGCUUCAUCUGUGGCACGCAGCAGACAGCGUCCGUUUGCAUCCACGGUUUGCGUGCGUGUUGCUUUUCAUCGAGCUAUGCAGGAAGGUUUUUCCCUAAAAGUCUCCCAGAAUCCUGUGCUAUCUAAGCAAGCUUCUAGCAAAUCAAGUGCCCUCUGCAAAGAGCCAUUUUUGCCCUGUACGUGUGACAGUUGGGACUGGUGACAUUCAGCAGUGUUAGGGCUCCUGUUAACUUUGUAGUGAGAAAGGGAGUUCUUUUGACUUGACUCUGACAGCCUUUCUGUAAAUGAAUACAGAGCACUCCAGGGGAAAAGAAAAAAAAAAGGGGGGAAGGAUGCAUUGUGCCAGCCAGCGUUAAGUAUUUUUGCAGCAAACAUUCUUGACUGUGGUGGGCAGAGGGGAAGAGAAGAGACUGGAGAAGUUUGCAUGGAUGCGCAAUACAAGGAGGCAGUGCUUAGCAAGAAAUGUUUCCUUGAGCACUGAAUGCCUCCUCUUGGGUAUUAGUGUGUGUUGUUGCAUUCGCAGAACUAACUUCCUCUUUUUUUUUUUUUUUUUAACCUGUUUGUUUUUUUUAAUUGAGACAAAGUGGAAGCUUCUCCUGUUUCAGAUGAAACACAACCGUAAGUGAACGUUCUCUUCAUCAUUUACUGUUGAGCAGUAAGAGCAGGUUGCACAGCUUGUUAGAAUAGCUAUUUUAGUGACAUGGUUAUGAUAUUAUGUGCUUUCUUUCCCCUCCCUCUCCCUGCCAGAUAUGGCUUACCCUUUCUAUAUAAGGCGCUGUGUGGGUUUUUUUUGUUUUGUUUUGGGAACGUGUGGAGAAGAAGCAAAAUGAAGUGAAAAUGCAAGCCAAGGUAGAACAGCCUUACUUUAGGGGGUAGCCUUACAACAGAGCUUUAUAGUGAGUGUGCUGUAUUCCAAAAUAUGUAAGCCAAAAACAAAAAAAGCAUUCAUUUAUGCAAAAAAAAAUUUUAAAAAGAGGUGUUGGAAGACUUCUUUAAUAUGUACCUUCUAAAGGUAGAGUAAGGUCUCACCAAGUGAUACGUUAUUGUGAUACUUCUUGCUGGGUCAGUAGGGAUGGGUUGGGGUCUAAGCGCUUAACGUUUUCCUCCUUCUAUGUUUUUACAAGCAGUAAGUUAAAUGUGGUAUUUAUGAAUGUGCCUUUGUGAGUAUAGUGACUGUCUAAUUGAGGAGACCACUGGGCUGGAGGGGAGACAAUGGUCAAUUUAUUCUUUCAAGAGGUCAGACGUGGAGAUUGCAGCCCACUGGUCCCUUUUGACAAGCAGCAUCUUUGGGCUGGUCUCUACACUGCACAAUACGUAUUCAUAUGUGGUAGAGAUCGGGGUGGGGGGGUGCGAAGGGAUGUCGUGAUGCACAGAAGCUGUUGAUAGUUUUAGGCUAGUCUGCCGUUGCAGGUUGAGUUUGUAUAUGUAUUAUGUGGCUUCUUUAUGUUUGUGUGCAUGAGUGUGAGUGCGUGUGGCUUUAUUUUUUGUAAGCACUGGAGAAUUGAAACACAGUGAUGUUUGAGACAAAUUUAUACAUGUAGAGAAGAUGAUGUUUUGUAGCUUCUGUUAAAUAGUGGGUGCAGGCACACUUUUACCCUCUCUGUCCGUGUCCUGAUAAGAGAAACAGGAAAAUUUAUUUUUUUUUCAACCCUUCAACUUCCAGCACACUUAACGUUGCCAUUUAAAUGAACAGGGUAUUACACAAGAAGAAAAAAAAGAGUUUUUGAAAUGGUGAGGUAGAAGUGUUUAAAAGGAAAAAAAAUCUGAAGUAAUUUUUUGUUUCUUCGAAGCUGUUUGUAGCUAAACAUGGGAAUCUGCAGUGUCUCCUUCCAUUUGUUUUUUUUUCUAAUAAUUCACCUCUUCGUCCCACCCAAAACAUGAGGUGUACAAGAUCAAGAGCUGUCGCUGUAGCCCUUCGUAAUUCCCACCCUGAAAAGAAACUCAAGUGGGAUCCCUCAGCUCUAUUCAGGAAGACAAAGAGAGGAGAGACUCUGCAGUUUUCUUUGCUUCGCUCUCAUUCCUCUCUAAUGGCCUUGAAAUGUAUUAUUAUGCAAAUGUGAAUUUUGAUACUGAACUUAAGAAGAGGUUGUUUGUUCUUUUUUCAAAAAAAAGGUCCCAUAUGUGGUCAGCAUUGCUUCUUUAUUUUGUAAGUGAAUUGUAAACUAUGCAUUCUGCAAAGGGGGUGUAGGGGACAAAGAUAGCUUUGCUAAACUGUUUAGGAGUUUCUGUGUCCAUGGUAUAUCCAUUAUCUUUUGGGGAAGUAGGGAGGUGAUGACUUAGAAAUAAAAAGGAGUUGAUAAGAACCUCUCUUUUUCAGCAGUUGGCCAAUAGGUAACUGGGCAGAGAUUUGGAAAACCAGUGUUGACCGCAAAACUGAAUCGGCUCUAAACCUUGCGCAGGAUUGUGAAUUCUAGCCGUGCAGUGUUAACCCAGGGCCAAUAGGGUGAGUGGGACGCCAGCUCUACCUGGGAAAUGAUCUACCACCUCCUGUGUUCUGGCCCGUGUCAAGCUCAGGAAACGCAGUGCCACAGGCGCUGUCUUUUUUGGAUAUACUCCUUGUUUUCCAUUACAGCAGUCCUUGCGCUCUUCCAGGAGAACUGGAACACAGCUGGUCCUUGAUGUCUACACUUUCUUCUCCCUAGAAUUUUCUUUGCUGCUGUUUCUGGCACAGCUCAUACAGUGACAGCAGAGCUAUGGACAAGAUGGUGGAAGUGGUACUUAACUUUCUAGUGCUGAUCAAAGCACGGCUAUGAGGACUGCGUUUUUUCAACAUCAGCAGCUACCAGUGCUUUGUUGUCUGGUGUUACUGCCAGUGACUUAGCAUUAACGUUGGCAGUGUGCAAAAUUUUAGGGAAUGUAGACUGAUGUGUAGACAGGGCCCUCUUUAAAAGAAAUUAUCCUUUUUUUACUAUAAGGUGGUAUCAUAAUGGUCAUAAAAAAGGAUUCACUUCCUCACAUCUCUAAAACGCAGUCAUUGUGAAUUAUGUGUGUUCCUUGAAGCUUGCUGAGCUUCCAGGAGCAGUCUCCUCAGAAAAACAUAGAUCUCACUGCCCUCUUCGUCAUCUUAAUAGGGACCCUUUGACUUGACUUUUUCCUUUGUCCAUGGUGUACCAUGGUACCUGCAUUAUCCUUGGCAUUAUCUUAGAUGUAAUAUCAUAAACUGAGAGAUUAUCCUGCCUGUAUUCAGUGUUUUCAUGCAGCAAUUUUAUUUUUGUUGACGUUCACAGUACUGUAAUAAGUAAUAGACUUGAUCACUCUCACAUCUGUGCCUGCCUUGCAGAUGUGAUCUUAUCAGGGUUCCACUCUGUCAGAUUGCCUUUAAAAAAAAAGGAGAGGAAAAAAAAAAAAGAAAAAUCUGAAGUUUAAACUUGCUCACAAAAAUACCUCGUGGUACAUUUCCCCUUCUGAUGUAACCUUUUAAAUCUUACCUUUUCUUCUGAACUUAAUGGGCUUUUAUUUCCAUCUCUUACCUCCUUUGUAAAAAGAUGUUUGAACUAGUGGUUUUGAGCACAGGACCAGAAGCCUGGAACUCCUGAAUUUUUACGUUGGCCCUUACUCUUCCCUUGCCUUGGGCAAGUCAUUUAACUUUCUUUGCCUUUGUUUUUUUUUCAUCUGUAAAGCGGGGGGGUGAUAAUAAUACUUACCUACCUCACAGGGGUUUUGUGAGGAUCAACUAGUAAAUGUUUGUAAAGUGCUUUAAAGAUAAAAAGCAUGAUAGAAGUAUUAUGAGGUUAUUGCAGCAAGAUCACUUAUUCUUUUUACCUUGUUUGCUUGUGUGGAGGGAGAUAACUUUUUUUUUUUUUAAUGAUUAAAGCCAUCAGACACUCAGAUCCUAAAUAACAGAAGUUGAUGGAGAUUCAGUUACUCAUACUCUUCCUCUGUCUUUAUGCCAGUUUCCUUCUGCUCUUCCUUACAUAGAUAUGCCAGUGUUGCUGCAGGUUGCAUGUCUCUAGUUGUACUUUUAGAUAAGCUUCAGACUUGAUUGAAGUACUUUGAGCUUGCUGCUUCUUUCACCAGAUCACCAAAUCGGAAUCAGUUUGUGUACUUUUCCCUGCCUUUAAAUAGCAUUUUUGGUAAUGUCAUCCUUCAAGUGGACUCGUCUUUUCCUGCCAUCAGGAAGGGGAGGCGGUGCUGUGUACUUCCAGAGAGGGGACUGUCAUAUGAAGAACCUUGCCACUUUAUGCUGCUGCUCCAGGGAUGAAGGGCAGAGUAGCUUUCUGUUUCCUUCCCUGAAUUAAUUUCAGUGUGUUACCAGUCACACUUCAAAUGCAGUGUCUCUUCUUGUCCACGAUACACAGAAGCCAUCACCUGCCGAUAAAACAUAGGAACAGAGGGAACGAUAGUAGAUGCUGCUUGUGUACAUGCCUUACAGCCCCCCCAGAAUGUCUCUGGGAGGGUGGUGGGGGAAGAGGUCUUCGUUGGGUAAGUCCCACGGCUGUCAGGGAACCUCUGCUACUUUCUCCCCUCUCCAGUCACAUGGCCGCUGUUCCUUCUUGGAUGUGCGUCUCAGGGAUGUGCGUAUGAGCCCAUGCCUUUUGGAAUUUGGCCUUUGAACUAUCAAGAAUAUGGUUUCUGUACCUGAAACCUUCCUAUUUGACACUCCCUGGUCCUCUCUGUCCUGCAUUGCUCCCCGUGGCCUUAGGAACAUCUCUCCCCGGUUGCCGUAUGCCACUCUCCAUCUCUGCCAGUACUCGAGGUGAAGCGUGUACAGUGAUUCUGCAGAGAAAGAAGCUGAAAUGAUGCAUGUGCACCCAUAGGAUGUGCACACGUACGUAUCUUGGAUUUCUGCCGCAUCCUGUCCGAAACAUGCGGAAUAUCUGAUGCACAGUGCUUUUUCUUUCUCAUCUAGAAAGCAGAACAAACAGCAGUAUGACUCUGCUGAUGGUAAUUCCAUGAAGUUUACUUUGAAUUAAAUGCUAAGUGUUUUCCCUAAAGAACCAAAAAAAACCCCACCUUCUAACAAAAGUAACCAAAUGUAAUCUUUCUGGGGAGGGAGGGAAGGGGGAGGAGGAAAAGCAGUGACGGGGGAGCGUUCUGAUCUAUUUUAAUCUCCACCGCUCGGAUGGAGGUAACGAAAUGCUGCUUCGAGUUCCACAAACAUAAGGGAUUAUGUUUACAAAGGUAAAUGCCUUCUACCUGUUCAGGAAACUGGCUAAUGGUGGGCAUCAGAUGUUUGGCGAGUUUCUCUUCAUUGCGAGCAAGUAAUGGGAGAAGGGUGUGUCUGGAAGAGGAAUGGAGAAAUAGAUUCAUUUCAUCUAGUCUUCUUGUUAAAAUAAUGCCGCCUCCCUCUCUCCUUACCAAACGGAGGGAGGAGGUUGCAGAACAGAAAAUCAGUGAUGUCCAAAAUGGCUGGAUUAGAAAAGGCAGCUUUUCUACUUUGCACAUAAAUAGGUAACAGGAAGGUACAGCUAAAGUCCUCUUGCCUGAAACACUGUCCCCCAGAAGCAGACAUUGUAAUAAUAAAAACAGUGGCUGUGUGUAUAUUGAUGCUAUUUGCAAGUUACCUAUAAGUGUUUUGGUUUUUUUUUUUUUUCUUAUACUUGAAAUGGCUUCCUUCACUAAACUCUUACCGUAGCUCUGGUUUCUCCCCUCCUUCUCUAGUGUGCAGUAAAGAAAGAUACAGGACAAACGGGGGGAGUGUAGAGGAGAUGACACAAUGUCUUGCAUACCUGGGUUUCAUCUUCAUUUCCAUCCCGUACGCUCGCAGGCGUUUGAACUUCCUAAGGGUUUUCCAUGGACACAGAAACUCGGCACUUUAGAAGGUGCUCUCAUAUGGCUGGCUGUGCCCCCCUUCUCCUCCUUUUCUAUAUUUUUAUUUUACUUUUAGUAUAGUGGUACUUAAAAUCACUGGUUCACUUAAAAAGAAAAAAAAAACCAACAAUAAAAUGUUUAAACUCUACUAAUGUACAAAUAAGCUGAAAUGUUGCAUUUUAUGUGUAUUUUUGCCAUAGCAGGUACUGUAUUUCUCAUGCUGGAUUUAGAGAAAAAAAAGGAAAAAGAAAAAAAAAAAAGAAAAACACAAGGGUGAUGUUUUAUUG
Molecule: messenger RNA, 19343 nt
Organism: Aquila chrysaetos chrysaetos
Lineage: Eukaryota; Metazoa; Chordata; Aves; Accipitriformes; Accipitridae
Gene: TNRC6B
Product: trinucleotide repeat containing adaptor 6B
Exons: 24
Coding region: 223-5880 (1885 amino acids)
Biological process (GO): positive regulation of nuclear-transcribed mRNA poly(A) tail shortening; miRNA-mediated post-transcriptional gene silencing
Cellular component (GO): nucleoplasm; P-body
Molecular function (GO): nucleic acid binding
Source: RefSeq, a predicted model, not a curated record